Messenger RNA from Bufo gargarizans (Asiatic toad), 1810 nucleotides. RefSeq names its product thyroid hormone receptor interactor 13 (gene TRIP13). Gene Ontology annotation, cellular component: nucleus; chromosome. Bases 395 to 1714 code for a protein of 439 amino acids. The transcript has 14 exons. Lineage: Eukaryota; Metazoa; Chordata; Amphibia; Anura; Bufonidae. The record is from RefSeq and is a predicted model, not a curated record. Gene Ontology annotation, molecular function: ATP binding; ATP hydrolysis activity. Gene Ontology annotation, biological process: meiotic recombination checkpoint signaling; reciprocal meiotic recombination.
ACUAUCUGCAAACUCCUGCAGGCCCCCAUUAUAGUCAAUAGGACCGGAGCAGUAGUCUGAGGGAACGCGUGCACCAGCGGCAGCACAAAUCCGACAGGCUAUUCACCUGCCUGAAAAGACUGCCGGAGUUACUUGCCGCUAGUGUGAAAGUAGCCUAAACAGUGCAGUCCUAGUUGUAUUGGAGGCCGCUGUGGCUUUGGCACUCCGUCUUAUCCAGUCACAGCUGCCCAUCCCCCAGAGUAAUUCAGUUCUUUGGCUCUAGUGGAAAACCUGAGGAGCCUCCCUGUAAUGCUGCCCCCUGCUGACUGUGCUUGGUACUCAUCUAUAACGUGCACAUCCUAGUAAACCCAACUAUAAAGCAGAGGACUAGAGAUUUCAACUCUACUAAAGGAGGAUGGAUGAAGCCGCGGGAGAUCUAAAACAAGCCCUUCCAAAUGUAGUUGAUUCUCUUCAAGUACAUGUAGAAGUACAUCAAAAAUCAAACAGUUUUAUGUAUUCAUGCUUCAGCACAGCAAAAACAGAAGAUGUCACGGUUCAUGUCAUGCAGUUAUUAAAAAGACACAACGUUGUAUUUGGCGAUUACACCUGGACGGAAUUUGAUGACUCCUUUUUAGUGCAAAAUGUGAACUCUGUGGCUGUUGUAGAUACAGAGCUUAAGCUAAAGGACAGAAAGCCUAUUGACCUUGGAAAAUGCAAUAUAUAUGUUCAUGUAUUUCAACUGAGUGAGGAAGGACCAAGUGCAGAGAAUUUGGAGGAAGAGAAUGAGGAUCUUGUGGCAGCUAACCACUGGCUACUACCUGCUGCUGACUUUCAUAAGCUGUGGGAAAGUCUGAUAUUUGACAGUGAAAUAAAGUCAAAUCUUUUAGAUUAUGUUACAACAACGCUGCUUUUUUCUGACAAAAGUGUAAAUAGCAAUUUGAUUGCAUGGAACAGAGUCGUCCUUUUGCAUGGACCUCCUGGUACUGGGAAAACAUCACUUUGCAAAGCACUGGCUCAGAAGCUGUCCAUCAGAUUGUCAAGCAGAUAUAGAUAUGGCCAACUCAUAGAGAUUAAUAGCCACAGUCUCUUCUCAAAAUGGUUUUCAGAGAGCGGCAAGUUAGUAACCAAGAUGUUUCAGAAGAUUCAUGAAGUCAUAGCUGACAGCGAUGCUCUAGUGUUUGUGUUGAUCGAUGAGGUAGAAAGCCUUACUGCAGCACGAAGUGCUUCUAGAGCAGGCACCGAACCAUCUGAUGCUAUUCGUGUAGUGAAUGCUGUUCUUACACAGAUAGAUCAAAUAAGAAGGUAUCCAAAUGUAGUUAUCUUGACAACUUCCAACAUUACUGAGAAAAUUGAUAUGGCCUUUGUUGACAGAGCAGAUAUAAAACAAUAUAUUGGCCCACCAUCUCCUGCUGCAAUUUUUAACAUUUACAUUUCUUGUAUAGAAGAACUUAUGAAGUGUCAGAUAAUAUACCCCAGACAUCAACUACUUACUUUACGAGACUUGGAAAUGAUUGACUAUGUGGAAAAUAAUGUAUCCAAGCUUAGUUUAUUGCUAAAUGAAAUUUCUAGAAAAAGUGAAGGUCUCAGCGGGAGAGUUCUUAGGAAACUUCCUUUCUUGGCACAUGCACUUUUUAUACAAUCUCCUACAGUUACAAUUGAAACAUUCCUCGAAGCGCUUUCAUUGGCAGUGGAUAAGCAGUUUGAAGAAAGGAAGACCCUCAAGGAGAGCAUUUGAUCUAUUGGAAUAAUCGUUUAAAAGACGCUUUAUCUUUUUUUAAAUUUUUGUUGUAAGAUUUUAUUCUUUUCAAUACAUGUUUGCUUCUGAUUGUUA